Messenger RNA from Scheffersomyces amazonensis, 3250 nucleotides. It is a transcript of the gene SEC5, whose product is annotated as exocyst subunit. The record is from RefSeq and is a predicted model, not a curated record. Lineage: Eukaryota; Fungi; Ascomycota; Pichiomycetes; Serinales; Debaryomycetaceae. Gene Ontology annotation, biological process: Golgi to plasma membrane transport; exocytosis. The coding region runs from base 133 to 3195 and encodes 1020 amino acids. Gene Ontology annotation, cellular component: exocyst. The transcript has a single exon.
CUCGCGCGCAAAAAUAGUGAAUUAAUCACUAGAGUGUAACGGAACAAAUCAGCCGAAACCAACCUCAACCUCAUACAUAUUAAACUACGACUUCCUUAUAGUCUCCGACUCCGACUCCAAUCAAUUACCGAUAUGUUGAUUCCGGACUACUCUCGGAAUGAACUUCUAAAGUUCUAUAACCUCGAAACCCUCGAGCCCGUAAGUAAAGACCAAUUGAAUUUGACUAGUCAAGAGUUUGUGGAUGCCGAUGAAAUUCUUGAAUUUAGUGAAGCAGAACAAUUCAGUAUACUCAAUCGGUUAGUUAAUCCGAAGGCCAUUCAUCAUAAUGAUGAUAGUAAUAAUAAUAACACUAUCAAUAUUGAAGAUAAUGAAGAUGUGAAAAAUGGUAUAGUAGAAGAUCCGUUAAGAGGUAAAAAUAUUAUUCAAGAAUUAAUUCGUAACCAGGUAAUUAAAGCCAGUAAUGAUCCCGAAGUUAAUAACUAUUUAAUUAGUUCUCAGCGGUUCAAUUCCCUCAAGUUUCUAACCACCGUCCAUGCCGAUUCCUCAAUUGAACAAUUGGCUCAAUCAUUAAGUUUUCUUGAAAAGAAUAUCCGAGGUCAAACCACCGAAUUAAUCGGAGCUAUAGAUUCGAAUUUCGGAACAUUCAUUAAUUGUAAACGAGAAAUCGAUGCAAUACUCGAAGAAUUUAAACUGCUGAAGACCAAAGCGCAACAGGAUUAUGAUAAUUCUCGGGUAUUUGAUCCGCUGAGACAACCCGUCCGUUCAUUAAAGGAUUCAUCAUUAUCUUCGGAAUUAGAAGAAGCCAUUAAGAAUCUUAAUUAUACGACCAGUCGGAUGAUUCAACCCGUCGUGGAGAAUAAGAAUAAAGAAGCGAAAUUAAAUAAAUUGAUUGAUUUUGUCAAGGCCAAUCUGUUCUUCUUUGAUUUACCGAAUCAGUUAAUCCAUCACUUAUCGAAUCAUCAACAUGAUGAGUUUAUUAACGAUUAUAAUAAAUAUCUUCUGGAGAAACAAGCCUUCAUUAUGGCUCGGAACUCUCACUAUAAACGAGAAUUGGCUCGAUUAACGAAUGCUAAUGAUGAAGCUGGAAUUAGACUGUUAAAUCAAGAAACUGAUAUGUUAACUACGGCCAUAUCUAAAGUAUUUACAGAAGUAGAGAAUAUCACUCAACAGUUCAAGAAGAAGUCGUAUAACGAAUUGCUAUCGAUGGAUCAUGAAGUGAGCUCUACGAAGAAUAGUAAAUCCAGUUCUAAUGAUAAGUUCUUAGCGUUGGUAUCGACCAUCCACAGCUUAGAACGGGAACAGAAACCGAAUGCAAAUGCAAAUCAUCCUCAACAAGAGAACCCCGUGUACGAAUUCUUAGUGGCUCAAUUGAGUAAUAUUGAUAAGGAGUUGGAUCAUCAGAUUGCUAAAUUCGAUAGUAAAUUCCGCAUGAUGCAAUUGAAAUUGUUAGAUUCUAUAACCAUUAAGGGAUCUCAUGUCAGAUACAUUGCCGAGAAAUACUAUAGUGCCAAGAGCGGAAUUAUUGCCUCUAAACUGAACUCAUCGACCUCCAGCUCCACCACCUCCACCCCUCAUAAUAACGAAAAUGAUAUUAAAUUCAUUAUGGAUAUCUUUAACAAUAUAGACAAUUUGGAUUUGUCACUAGUCAACGAAUCCUGGUUAGUGUUGAAUAAUUUCAUAGGGUAUCUUGACGAUUUGUUCCUCCAGAACUUGACGAAAUUCACCAAUAAUUAUCGCCAUUAUUAUCAAAUUAAUAAUGUGGAUCCUCAUGGAAAAAUUCGAGAUUUAUUUAUUGAAUUAGUAAGUAAAGUGUCUAAUGUAUUGGUUACAUUAUUUGAGUGUGAAGUUGGUGAUAAUGAAGUCACACAAUUGGAUUCUUCUCCAAGUAAUUAUAAAUUAUUUUUACCUCAUUUCACUAAUUCAUUAUCGGCUAUUUACUAUGUAACCAGUAUAAGUUUUAAGCUUAAUAAAGUAUAUACUAAUUUAGGGAAAUAUACUGGAUUAGUGGGGAACUUGACGAAGUAUAAUGAUACAUCGAAAAUCAUUAAGACUUUAAAGAAUGGUUCAGCAAAGACUAGUCAACGAUUAAUUGAAGCUGUUUGUGCAGUAUGGAUUAAUGAUUGUUCACAAUUUUAUCAAUUACAAGAUUGGAAAACUGAACUGACUGAUGAUGAUCUUGAUGAUCUUGAUAAAGAUACCAUUGAUAAUGGAGCCAUUCAUACAUCCAUAUUACAUAUUAUAGAAUAUUAUCAAACUUAUAUUCUUACUAAGAUUGGUCAAUUAGUAUUUGUUAAAGAAGAUACAAGUUCGGAUAUAAGAAUUGUACAAAGUUAUCCCAGUAAACGUACAUUAAUGAGUAUUGAAAUUCAAUUCAUGAGAAGUUUGAAUAUCUUGGUAGAUUCUAUUAUGAAGAAGUAUAAUAUUGAGAGAAGUCUAGUUGAGAAUAAUGGAACCAACCAUAGUAAUAGAAUUAGUACUACGGGAACAUCUCAUGAAGGUUCCAAGAUCUUACAUGAAGCCUUUAAAGUAUUAACUAUGAAUGAUCUUGAUAAGUUAUCGCGAGUCACGUAUCCCAAAUUGAUUAGUAAAUUCGAUGAAAUCUUUAAUAAUACAUUAAGAAAUCAGAAUUUAAAGUUAUAUGCUGAUAUUGAUAAAGCAAACAUUACUAUAUUUGAUGAUAUAAUUAAUCGAGAGAAAUUACUAAUUGCUAAUGAAAUCAAUUUAUACUUUCACGAUUCAAAUCGUCCACCAGAAACGGCAUCGCCAUCUCUUUAUAUUGAUGGAUUCAUCUUUUUAAUUUUAAUUCAUUUUGUUAAAUUAAUCAAGAAAGUUAAACCCAUUACGGGUCAACAAGUAUUCUUAAGUAUAAUUAAUGAAUUACAAGCAACGGUCUUAAAAUCAAUCUUGGAUAAUUUAAGAACUUCUUCAUCUUCCACUUCAACUCAUACUCAAUUGAAUUCAUUUGAAUUAGUCAAAUUGAAAUUGGAUGUGAAUUUCUUCUUCAAAGUAUUUGAUCGAUCUCAGAAAUUACGCUUUAAUGAUGUUAACUUUAAAGUAUUAGAAGUACUAAUUAAUACAGUCGAUGAACACUAUAAUAAUCUUCCAGGAUCUAAAUUUGACUACAACGAUAAGGAAUUCCGUACCAUAUUGAAUGAUAGUUUGAGAACGUCUGAGAAUGAAUUUGACUGUUUCUAGUACUAGUACUACUACUACUAGUACUACUAAUAUUAUGGAAUAUAUCAAUGUAUAU